Rhodamnia argentea is the source of this 2430-nucleotide messenger RNA. Its product is annotated as chloroplast sensor kinase, chloroplastic. Gene Ontology annotation, biological process: signal transduction. Gene Ontology annotation, molecular function: phosphorelay sensor kinase activity. Bases 64 to 1926 code for a protein of 620 amino acids. NCBI's taxonomy places the organism in Eukaryota, Viridiplantae, Streptophyta, Magnoliopsida, Myrtales, Myrtaceae. The record is from RefSeq and is a predicted model, not a curated record. The transcript is spliced from 9 exons.
CGUCCUCUUCCUUCAUCACUCUCUCUCUCUCUCUCUCUUUCUCUACGCAGAACCGCCACUACAAUGCUCAUCUCCUCCUCACUCUCUCCGCAAAACCUCCUCUUCAACACCGCCGCCGCCUCCACCUCCACCGGCAACCUCCUCCUCUUCUGCUUCCUCACCUCCUCGGCUCACAAACCCCACACCACCUGCAAAUGCAACUCUCUCUCCCCGGGCUCUCCCUCCCCCAAGCCCCUCUCCCUCGCCCGCUCCGCCUCCGACUCCCUCCGCCACGUGGCCCACGGCGCCCCUCCUCCCGGCGACGCGGAUCGGCCGCUCUUGCCUUCCGCCUCCGCCGUCGCGUCCGCCAUCCGCAGGGCCUCGAACUCGCCCGUGGAGUUCGCGCAGAGGGUCGAGCGGGACCAGAGAGGCGGCCUGGUGCUCCCCAGCCCUGAUUUCCAGCGACUCUGCCUCGAGCAGCUCGACCUCUUCCGCCGAAUCGUCCAUUCCGAUGCUCUUCUCUCGGUUUAUGUGAGGCCGGCUGGUAGUUAUGUGAUGGACCGUCUAGAGCUGCGCCGUGUCACUUCUUAUCCGGUAUCCGAGGUGAAUGCGUCUGACAUUGUUAUUUUGGUUGGCAAUUUCAACGUUCCGACUGGAUUGCGUGCCGCGGAAGCUGCACUUUCUAACCAACAAGUUGAAGAUAUACCGGAGUGUAGGGCCGUGGUAUUUCCGAUGGUGAAGCACCCUUUUGUGGUUGGGUUCUUGGUUGCUGAGUUUCCUAUGGCGGAAGAGCACAGCACAUUGUAUUCGCCAUCUCCAGAGGAAGUGUAUGAAUUGCCGCCUUCGGGACUUGACUUAAAAAUGAGGGAUAUUCCAAGUGUAAAGGAUAUAAAACUUGGAAUGUGCCAGUUGAGUCCUGAGCAGAGAUCAAUCGCAGCCAACAUCUCCCGUUCUAUUGCAAUGGCCUACGUCAUGGAUCAGAAAGCAAUGUUGCUCCAGCAAUCUUCCUGGCAAAAUAAUGUUCGGAUGAGCAACCUAGUGGAGCAGAUUCGCGGUCCUCUAUCGAGCCUUCGAACUUUGACUAAAAUGUUGUCUCUGCACAUGAAACGAAGUGAGAUUGCCUAUGACAUUGUUGAGGACAUCUUGGUGCAAGGUGAUCGAAUGCGAGAUACUCUUCAACAACUUCAGGAUGCAGUAUACCUUACAAAGGCUAAUAUAUUGCGGUAUAAUGAAGAAACGUUAAAGAAAAUGCAUAAUUCAACCUAUGCCCGUCCGGAUUCUGGAAGGUCUCAAUUGACAGAUAAUAUUCAAUGCGAAUUCUCAAAAGCAGAUCGUUUUUCUCAGAAUUCUGCUCUGAAAGAUCUAGAGUUGCCUAUGCCACCUCUGGCUCUUGCACCUCUUGGACAACAUGGAAUCAGACCGUGCAAUGUUUCUGAUGUGCUCUCGGACCUUGUUGGUGCCAUAAUACCUCUUGCUCGUGAGCAGCAGCGAGCGGUAGAACUAACUGAACUUUCACAAUCCUUGCAAGUUGCCAUAGAAGAACCUGCUUUCCGCCAGGCUCUGAGCAACUUGAUUGAGGGUGCAUUGUUGCGUACGCAUGUUGGGGGAAAAGUUGAAAUAGUGUUAACAGGAGCACCGGCAGGUGGUGCUCUCCUGGUAAUUGAUGAUGACGGGCCUGAUAUGCAUUACAUGACACAGAUGCACUCACUGACACCAUUUGGACCAGAUCUUCUCUCCAAAGAUAUGGUUGAAGAUAACAUGACAUGGAACUUUGUAGCAGGGCUCACAGUUGCUCGUGAGAUACUUGAGAGCUACGGUUGUGUGGUCCGUGUGAUAUCACCACGGACCCCCAAUACUGCCUUUGCUGCUGGUGGAACUCGCAUCGAGCUAUGGCUUCCAUCUUUUGCCUCUGUAUCCCAUCCAGAUACCCCUGGAGGGGAAGUUUAGCAAGAAUGAAUGGUCUCCAUGGUGGAAAUCUCCUUCCCCCUCAAUAUUAGGAACUGAUAUGGUGGGUUUUGCCUUUCAACCACUUCCCGCUUCUGAAAUAUGCCGGAGGUCCUGUACAGAGGGUUUAGUCUUGUUCUGAUAUAGGCAUUGGCGAACUUGCAAAAUAAACGUGCUAUGUAGGAGAUUCGCAGCUUACCUGUUGAUCGGAAACUGGCAAUUGUAGAGCACAUAUGGUAGAUAGCAACAUGAAAAUCAAAGAAGGUAAUAUAUUAUACAAGUUUAUGUCUGUACCAGUUCUGCGAGACUAGAUCAUCGAAAUUGCUCUGCCCCCAUUGUUAACUAGUGAGGUGGUCCAGCUUGGUUGUUGGUUGUCAUCCUGUGAGAUCUACUAGGUUAAAGGAGGGCAGGCUGUGGUAUUGGCUUCUAAAUUGAUUCUCCAUCUCGCCACCUUUUUGUGACAUAGUGACACAAUAAUGAAAUGUUAGCAUUCAUGCCUCUAAUGUC